GAACUGUUUGAAACUCCAUCAAAAAAAAAAAAAAAAUGGUAUCACGAGAGGAGAUAAACAAGGGUUGGAAUAAUCAUUGGGAAAACAAUCAUUCACCAUGGGAUAUGGCUGGUGGUAAUCCAUAUUUGAAUCAGCAUUUUCAAACAAUGGUUGGUAAUAAUGCAGAUGGAAAGCGUAUUAUGGUUCCACUUUGUGGCGCAACAGUAGAUAUGGCUUGGUUUUAUAAACAAGGACUAACGGUUGUCGGGGUUGAAUUUUCUGAAAUUGCAUGCAAACAUUUUUUUGAGCGCCUGUCGCUGGAUUAUUCAAUUGAAAAGCAUGACAACUACACAGUUUAUACGCACGAUGAAAGACUAAAAAUAUAUCAAUGUGAUUUUUUCAACACGACUGCUGCUAUGCUUGGUGGAUGUUUUGAUUUUUGUUUCGAUGUUGGUGGAUUAGUUGCUAUGAUUCCAGAAGAACAUCAAAAAUACAUCAAUCAUUUAGAUUCCUUGUUCUCUGCCAGUAUAGUUGUUUUGCUGGAAUGUUUUGAGUAUGAUGCAUCUGUUCAUAGUGGACCACCUCAUAGUAUUCCAACAGCAACACUGGAGAAACUCCUUGAUGGCAAAUUUAAGAAAGAAGAACUUAGCCGAAUCAAACAGGGUGACUUACCUCCAGAGUACACUGCAAGGACAGGAUUUGACAAUACACGUGUUUUGUAUCUUGUGAAACGUGUGUAAAAUUACUUUAAUUAAAAGUACAAUUAUUAUCGCAUUACCAAAAAUAGGUACUGUCACUGUUUUACUAUGUAUUUGUUUAUUUAUUAACUUUUAUAACUAUAAUAUAUAAUAGAUUUUACAAAAUCAAUAAUGAGGUCUUGACCAUGUAAAGUUUGUUUGUGCAUCCAUGCCUCUUUUCGUGCCUUCCUUAGUACUUACCUAGCUCUUUAUGCACCUUUUGUAAAACUUACAUGCAAAAUUAUCUAAUGCUAGGUGCACUGUGACGAAUUUCGCAUUUUGUUUUGGCAUUGCCAACAGUAAACAAAUAUUAUUUUAAUAAUUUUAAGCGAAAUGCAAAUUCCCAAUAAAUAGCAUUUGAUGAAUUUGGAACGAAAUCUUAAGGUACUGUGUUGCACUACUAAGUUUCUAAGUGAAAUGUCUAAAACCUUAUAUUCAACAUAACCAGCAUCCACCAUACAAAGUUGAAGUUCAGAAUGUGCUAGCUUAUUCAUAUAUCUUGCAAAGUUUAAUGUCUGUAAUUGAACCUGUAGUUGUUGUUGAUGGCACAAAAACUAAUGCGGUCUUAAGGUAAGCAAAUGACCAAUAUUAUGACAUGUUAUAUUACGAUUUGAGUUACUCUUUAAAAUCUACACCGAAAAUUUGCUAGUUCUGUGGCGUAAUUAAAACUUCCUUCAUAUACCAUACACAAACUUCCUUUUGUUAUGUAUCUACUAGCAAAUUAAUUAAAAUUGUCAACAAGCUCUCUUGUGAAGCUUAUGCACAUCUAUUUUGUAAAGAACAAUUAAAAAGUCUUUUUACAAAGAACUUAUUUGUUAAGAAAUUUUUUAACACUUUUUUAGUAUUUUGUUAUAAAACAGUCAAAAUCUUUCUUAACAAGUUUAAUUAGGAAACUGAUUAGUUUUUGUACAUUAUUUAAAAUUUUGUGAUGGAAAAAACCUUCCUUCCUGCCCCCACCCUAAAAACAUGACUUGCAAUUACAAUGUAAAAAAUAUUUUUUACCUUUUUAAAAAAAUAUAAGGAGUUACAUUAAGACACUGCAUUGGCAUCACAUGAAAGAUGCAAUCCAAUACUUUGGUCAGUAUAAUAUUGUGGUGUUAAUGUGAGUCAAACUAAGUACAAAUAUUCUUAAUUAUGUUUAUUAAAUUGCACUAGUGUAUUUUCUUAUUGUUUGUUACCAAUAAGAUUAAUGUACUAUAAUAAUGUCGAAAAUAUUACAGUUUCUGUUAAAACUA
Messenger RNA from Hydractinia symbiolongicarpus, 1951 nucleotides. Its product is annotated as thiopurine S-methyltransferase-like. Gene Ontology annotation, molecular function: thiopurine S-methyltransferase activity. The transcript is spliced from 2 exons. The record is from RefSeq and is a predicted model, not a curated record. Bases 36 to 719 code for a protein of 227 amino acids. Lineage: Eukaryota; Metazoa; Cnidaria; Hydrozoa; Anthoathecata; Hydractiniidae.